Molecule: messenger RNA, 405 nt
Organism: Pseudozyma hubeiensis SY62
Lineage: Eukaryota; Fungi; Basidiomycota; Ustilaginomycetes; Ustilaginales; Ustilaginaceae
Exons: 1
Coding region: 1-405 (134 amino acids)
Source: RefSeq, a predicted model, not a curated record
AUGUCGAAUGAUGCAGCCGCCCAAGGUCUCUUGAUCGGUGCAAAAGCUCAAUGUGGGAGACCAGCUGAUCGUCGAUGGCAAAAGCGAUCGCUAGUGUGGGAAGGAACCGCUAAGCAGCCUUCCCGAGACAAGACAAACAAUACAGCGGACUUUCUGAACCGAUCGAGCCUUCGUUCAGAAGCACAGCGCUUGAUUCGGAAAAUGGCUCGCAUCGAAAUCGAAAAGAACGAUAGCGACGACCUCAGGCGAAUCCCAUCGUGCCGUCCUCGGCUAUUUGCUUUUCCGAUGUUCGAGGAGGCUUCGUCUGGAUCCGAGUCUUCGAGCUUCAAUACAAUACAAAGUACCGCCAAGAUGCAACUGUACUGCAACUAUAGUCUCGUUUGCGCAUGCAAACAGUUGCAUUAG